ACAUGCAAACUUGUUUUGUAGAUUAAUGUGCGGGUGACCACCAUGGACGCAGAGCUGGAGUUUGCCAUCCAGCCCAACACCACUGGCAAACAGCUCUUUGACCAGGUGGUGAAGACGGUGGGGCUUCGAGAGGUCUGGUUCUUCGGACUGCAGUACGUGGACAGCAAGGGUUACAGCACGUGGCUGAAGCUUAAUAAAAAGGUGACAGCCCAGGACGUAAAGAAGGAGAACCCUCUGCAGUUUAAGUUCCGGGCCAAGUUCUUCCCUGAGGACGUGUCUGAGGAGCUGAUCCAGGAGAUCACACAGAGACUCUUCUUCCUGCAGACUGACACCAAAGAUCGGCUUCCCUUGGAGCGAGAUCCGAAACAUAUCCUUCAACGACAAGAAGUUUGUCAUCAAACCCAUCGACAAGAAAGCUCCAGACUUUGUGUUCUACGCGCCACGGUUGCGGAUCAACAAGCGUAUCCUGGCUCUGUGUAUGGGGAACCACGAGCUGUACAUGAGGAGGAGGAAGCCUGACACCAUCGAGGUUCAGCAGAUGAAGGCCCAGGCCAGAGAGGAGAAACACCACAAACAGCAGGAGAGAGCCCAGCUGGAGAACGAGAAGAAGAAACGAGAGCAUGCMGAGAAAGAGAAGGAGAGAAUAGAGCGAGAGAAGGACGAGCUGAUGAAGAGACUGAGGCUGAUCGAGAACCAGACGAUGAGGGCCCAGGAAGAGUUGGAGGAGCAGACACGCAGGGCCCUGGAGCUGGAGCAGGAGAGGAAGAGAGCCAGGGAGGAGGCGGAGAGGCUGGAGAGGGAGAGACAGGCAGCGGAGGAGGCCAAGGCAGAGCUGGCCAGGCAGGCCGCUGACCAGAUGAAGAACCAGGAACAGCUGGCCGCUGAGCUGGGCGAGUUCACCGCCAAAAUAGCCCUGCUGGAGGAAGCCAAGAGGAAAAAGGAAGAGGAGGCCACUGAAUGGCAGCAGAAGGCCAUCUCAGCCCAGGACGACCUGGAGAAGACCAAGGAGGAGCUGAAGACUGUGAUGACGAUCCCGUCGACACCAGCGGGCGGCUCCACGGAGAGCGAGCAUGAGGAGCAGGACGAGAACCACGCUGAGGACGCCGCCGAGCUCUCCCUGGAGGGUGUGAGUGCCCUGGACCUGCGCAGUGAGGAGGAGCGCGUCACCGAGGCCCAGAAGAACGAGCGCCUCAAGAAGCAGCUGCAGGUGUUGAGCUCGGAGCUGGCUGAAGCCAUAGACGAUACCAUGAAGACCCAGAAUGACAUGCUUCACGCGGAGAACGUGAAGGCCGGGAGAGACAAGUACAAGACCCUACGUCAGAUCCGCUUGGGCAACACCAAGCAGCGCAUCGACGAGUUUGAGUCCAUGUGAUCUGGUCUGGGUUCCCCCAUCCGUCCAUUGGCGACUCGCUUUUCGUCAAAGCAACAGGCGCUGUCCCUCCUACACUCCCCCCUUUUCCCCGUACCCAUACCCGCAAAGGUUCCAGAGGGCACGGCCGCCACCGCCUCAAACUUUGCCAAAGCUCUGCCCGCAUCUCCAUCAGGAAUCGGGCGCAAGCAACGCUUUGCACCGUUCCGAAAGUGGUAUUCUCCUUGUAUUGCAAAGAAUGCGUCUGUGCUUUGCUUUCAAAUAUCUAAUGUGGAGACACAAGAAAAACCAAAAUGGGAAAGAUUGGAUUUUUAAGCGAACAGGGCCAUGGGAAGCUUUGUUGUUCUUGCCAGAAAGCUAGUAUGCAAUGCUUAGUAUUACUGACUCGGUUGUCUUCAACUGAACGUAUUGAUGCUGUCUGGUACUUUCAAAACCUUUUUGAUUUUGUUCUGAUCUAUGGUUAUGACACGUUUUAUUGAAGCCCUGUUUGUUAAGUUCUCUGUUCUCAUUGUUAACUUUGAAGGUAGAUUGGUCCGAGGCUGGUAGAGGCUUGUGUUAGGGGCUCGAUCCAUUCAGUUAUGUUGUGAACAAUUUUCAAAACAUUUCAUUGUUUUAAAAGAAAUGAGCCUAUGGGUAACAGGGUUGACGUUUUAUACUCGACCCACUGUCUUCUACCACAAAAUGGCCAAAAAGAGUGGAACAAGCUCUCCUGCUUUUACACUAUGAUUUGACUAUUAGAUAUUCAAUGUUUUCUAUUGUAGAAAAAUACAUUUAGAAAGGAAUAUUUUCACCAUAUUAAAGUGAGAGUUCAGUUGUCGUAACAGGGUUGACCUUAAUGAGAGACCAGGUUUUUUUUGUAACCUUAAAAUGAAUCACUAAUCGCAUGAAAUAAAGUCUUCAGAAAUGACAACUAUUGCUUAACAAUGAUGGUGAAAAUCUGGAGAAAUUGAUGUUAACUGGGUUAAAGUCUCCCGGGAAGUCGGAGGCGAGUGACGAAUUUUGCCACUAAGUCUUUAUUCAUAUAAAAAUCAGAUUUAUUGAAUUUACCAUGUGGUCUAUAUUAAAGAGCACUUCAUUUGAAAAGAACAGGCUUUUAAAAUGUCUAUAUUGAUUCACCAUUUCUACUUAAAAUAUCAAAGGGAUGCAAAAGGAAGUCAUUUUGUGGAACGGCCCUACUAUCUAGACUCUGAGCAUCAGUGCAAAGCCACUACACCAGUCUUGAGGAGAGGUGUGAGGCUUGAUGUCAUACUGUUGUAGAGAAACACAUUUGGUCUGAGAUGAGCUGAUAGUAUGAUGGAGAUAAGCUAAUUGGUUAGGUGUGUGUGCGUCUGCGACAGACAGGUAGGAAGAGAGAGCGAAAGCUGUUAGUUUAGCUCCUGUGAGCUGACUCCUAAUGUUUCAUGUCCAGUCACCAUAGAUGGUUUCCUCUGCCUACCAACUCACAAAGGCCUGGAAAAGACAGAGAUGCUUAAGUGUUGUGAGAGUGCCAUUAUUGUCUGUCUGCAUAGUAGUAACUUUUGAAGAGGUAUACCAUGGUCUUUCUGGCUGGAGAGCCCAUGAAAACGUCAGUCCUCAUCGGAGAACAGAGCUCUACCUCAAUACUGUAACCAUGGUGACUGACCAAACAAACACUCGGUCUCAAAUCCCCUCCCACAGAUUGAGUUUUGACUGUGGCUUGACUAGUUCAGACUAGGAGGCGAUGUAGCUUUAUUGGUUAACAUUUCAACUGAAAUGAGUGCUAUUUUUAUGCCAGAUGUACUUUCAAGCGAUGACGCAUUGAAGUGUCACUAGUGGAGACAAUUGAUUAAAAAAUGAUAUUAAGUUUGGAGCUAGUUUUACAUGGUGGUCUCUUUGAGAUAUCUACCUUGUGUUACUACCUUCUGUUACUGAAGUUUCUCUGAACUGUAACUACACCUAAAUUAUACAGAAGAUCAAAGGUCACGCAAGCCAAUCCAACACUGAGGACACGGCUGUGAGUCUGUAGUGGACUGUUCUGAUACUGUGCAGUAGUAAGGUUGAGGACUGCAGUGACCCAGGCUGUGUAGACAGGGUGUCUGUCCUGUGGAGCUGGUUUGACUGGUUAUUGUUAAGUGCUGUUUGGACUCGGGACCUGCAUCUGCCGACAGCCAACUGGGGCCAGAAUAGGACCGUCAUGUUUCUCCUCUGCUGCUGGACAGAUCUGCUCACCAUUUUCUCUGCCACAGCUGUCAGCAGGAUGGAUGGAAACUCAAUGGCAGUGCCACCAUUUUAGGACUGUGAAGAGACAGACCAGUGCAGAUGUUAGAGGUGAAUGUGCCCCCCUAUUUAUACGCUCUCAUUAGAGGGACCCAGCCUCUUGGGGCMMCCCCCCCCCCCCCCCCCCAUCUCAAUCUUAUAAUUCUGCAGAUUUAAAUGUUAUGUUCAGUGGGAAUAGAGAACAGGCCAAUAAAAACAUUUUCAGACCUUGAUCUUUUCUCACACAACCUUUUUACUCACUCCAAAUCAAAUUAACUCCAGCUUUGUGGAUAAAUGUUACUGGUGCGUUUUGAAUGAACCCGAGUGUUCAGUUUUUUUUUAUUUGCAAUUGGAUGGAAUGUAUUAUGCUACACUAGACAGCUGGUUUAAGUUGAUCUUAAAGCCAGAGUUUUAAUAAAAUAAAGCACUUGUUUGGAUCCGGAGGACACUGAAGGGGCUUGACCCAAACCUGCCUUUUCGUUAACCCAGUGAGUGUCCAAAUAUAGGGGUUGUAUUUGCCAUAGCAGGUGAAAAAACUGUGCUUCCAACUUAUUUUUGUAAUGUGUUCCAAGAUCAAACUAUCUACCAGCAUGCAUCAGUAGCUCACUAGAGGUGAAAAGAACUCCUCUACAUGCCAGCAUCCCCCAUAUUUAGGGCAGGGUGCAUUGAGUUGGGCUUUUCCCAUUGGCUGAGCCUGUUAGCCCGCUUGUGUCGCCUCCAAUGAGAGCCGUGUCAGUGAUGCCUGUGUUGGAACCAGCUGUCACGUAUGCGGUUCAGUUUUUCCUUAUGUUCAUACUAGUGUUUCUGUAAGAUAAAGGCCCGGAUGGAGCUUAGUCCAUUGGUUUCACAAUAAAAGUUUCAAAUGAAGUUGCCUUUAUCUUUUUUAUAUUGUAUAUAUGUAACAAAUAUAGUAUUGGUUUAAAUGAUUGGUACCUCUGACACCAGUAAAAGUUAUGUUGAUAAGUGA
Molecule: messenger RNA, 4550 nt
Organism: Salvelinus sp. IW2-2015
Lineage: Eukaryota; Metazoa; Chordata; Actinopteri; Salmoniformes; Salmonidae
Product: radixin
Biological process (GO): regulation of cell shape; positive regulation of protein localization to early endosome; regulation of organelle assembly
Cellular component (GO): plasma membrane; microvillus; apical part of cell
Molecular function (GO): cell adhesion molecule binding; actin binding
Source: RefSeq, a predicted model, not a curated record